Larimichthys crocea (large yellow croaker) is the source of this 1263-nucleotide messenger RNA. RefSeq names its product U6 snRNA biogenesis 1 (gene usb1). The coding region runs from base 164 to 1030 and encodes 288 amino acids. Gene Ontology annotation, biological process: U6 snRNA 3'-end processing. The transcript is spliced from 7 exons. Gene Ontology annotation, molecular function: 3'-5'-RNA exonuclease activity. NCBI's taxonomy places the organism in Eukaryota, Metazoa, Chordata, Actinopteri, Sciaenidae. The record is from RefSeq and is a predicted model, not a curated record. Gene Ontology annotation, cellular component: nucleus.
AGUGCGCAGACUCCGAAUGACGUCACGUGCGCAACAUGGAGGCGCUCACCUCGGCGGGGUUUAUCUCCGCGUUGGCGCCUUUUUGUUACAGCGGGAAGGAAGAGUUUAAACACCUGUACCUGUCCGACAACAUGUCCUGACAACACCGAGGGUUGCUGCGGUCAUGCUGGUCGGCUACAGCAGCUCGGAGGAGGAGGAGGAGGAGGUGGAGAAAGAGGAGGAGGAGGAGAAAGAGGUGGAGGAGGCAGCAGCUCCGAAACAAAGCUGCUCUAGAAAGAGGCGGGAAGAAGAAGAAGAAGAAGAAAAUGGCGGCACAGCGAGGAAGAAACACAAAACUGAGAGAAAGGCUCCUGAAACAAGGUUGCCUCUCCCUGGUUGCCUGGUGGAAAUGUUUCCAGAGGACGUGGACUCUCCGCCUGAAGACAGCGCUCUUCACGGUGGACGCGUCCGCACCUUUAAACACGAGCGAGGCAACUGGGCCACCUACGUCUAUCUACCAUACCAUCCUGAGGACGAGUUCGCCGAGCUUUUGGACGAGCUUCUCUCGGUAGCGAAGGCCCGCGGCGUGGUUUUAAACCCGCAGGAGGAGUUCCACCUCAGCCUGUCUCAGACUGUGGUGCUGAGACACCACUGGAUCCAACCGUUCACGCAGAGCCUCAAAGCGGGCCUGGUACACUGCAGGAGGUUUGUGUGCACAGCGGGCAGACUGAAGGUCUACUGUAACGCCGAGAGAACCAGGACGUUUCUGGGGAUGGAAGUGUGUACUGGGCAUGCUCAGUUGCUGCACCUGGUCCAAGCAGUCGACAGAACUAUGACGGAGUUUCGCCUGGACACUUUCUAUGAGGAUCCGUCUUUCCACGUCAGUCUGGCCUGGUGUGUCGGAAAUAUGACAGGACAGAUGAAGGAGUGUCUUCAGGAGCUGCAGGACGUGGUCGAUGACCAUGAAGAAGGACCGUUUGUCCUCAGGUUGGACUGCGAGGAACUGCGCUGCAGGACGGGAAACAAAACCUUCCGCUUCCCUCUGGAAUGAGCCGGAAACGCCAUCAAAACAAGAAUUAGACGGUAUAACAGAUCUGUAUCAAGUCACGUACCAAGAACUCAUCGGAUUCAGUCUAAUAACAGAUGAUGAACUGACAAUGUGUUGUCUUCAAUAACUGCUAACAUCCAAUCAGAGACAACCAAGGCUCCAAGCAAAUGUAACAUUAUUUUUCUACGUUAUUUAAAUCGUGUAUAUAAAUAAAGUUUCAGCUGGUUUUAUACUUA